Molecule: messenger RNA, 996 nt
Organism: Hydatigera taeniaeformis
Lineage: Eukaryota; Metazoa; Platyhelminthes; Cestoda; Cyclophyllidea; Taeniidae
Source: the annotation of a GenBank genome assembly
AUGAACAAUUUCCCUAUCGACACACUUUCUGACGUUUCUGAGAGCGACAGCUGCAGUGAAACACCUCAUGUUGAUUCAAGCCCGACUUUACAAGUUACAUCUGCUCUUCCGGAAGUCCAGCCUUUGCAGCCGCAGUCCAAACGAAGUUUGAAAAGACGGCGUAAAAAGUGGGUCCCCUUUCCUAAAUCACAGUUCAGAUUCAAGGGUCAUGAAGAGAUCAUGCGUGAUCCAGAGAUCCUGCGUUGGUGGAAACGUAGAUUUGAUCUAUUUGAGCGGUUUGACGAGGGCAUUCAGAUGGACAGAGAGUCGUGGUAUAGUGUGACCCCAGAAGAAAUUGCUCGAAAUCAGGCCGAUACCUGUGCGUGUGAUUUAAUAGUUGAUGCUUAUGCAGGAGCUGGCGGGAAUUCCAUUCAGUUCGCGCGGACUUGUGGAUUCGUCAUCGGUAUCGACAAUUGCCUGGAUCGUUUAAUUGGUGUGUUCACACCAAACACUCGCGUCUAUGGAGUCUCGUCCUGCAUCGACUGCAUCUGUGGCGAUGUCACACGCAUCCUCCGCGCCUUGCGUGCUGACACCUGUGUCGACACUAUCUUUAUGUCACCCCCAUGGGGCGGACCCUCUUAUCCCCACCAUCGUCCUCUCCCUCCCGGUUCGGCCAGUUGGAAUAAGCGUCGACGACGUCAGCGCAUAAUUGCCGAGAUGAGAGCAGCCAAAGGUGAUGAUAUCUAUGACCUUACAGCUAAUAUUCCCAGCCUCAUGGAAGCGAUUGUGGCGGCCAGGAGCCUCUUCCCGACACGCCCAAGGAUCGCAGUGUACCUCCCUCGCAAUUGUGCAUUGGGACAGGUGCUUAAACUCGGAUGGGGUGGAGAGAAUCUGGAGAGUGCAGAGGGACGGGAGGAAGUGGUGAUAGAAGAGUACUGGUUGAGAGGAAGACGACUUGCCAUCUGUGCUUACAUUGGAGGAUUCGCAAUCGAGGAUUCGCUGACGCGCUGUGAAUAA